Molecule: messenger RNA, 4741 nt
Organism: Pelobates fuscus (common spadefoot toad)
Lineage: Eukaryota; Metazoa; Chordata; Amphibia; Anura; Pelobatidae
Product: glypican-5-like
Exons: 9
Coding region: 422-2203 (593 amino acids)
Biological process (GO): positive regulation of canonical Wnt signaling pathway; regulation of protein localization to membrane; cell migration
Cellular component (GO): extracellular region; cell surface; plasma membrane
Source: RefSeq, a predicted model, not a curated record
ACUGCUUGAAGUUGGGAGGAGGGACCUGUCCGUCUGGGAUUGAUCUGGGAGACAGAAAGAAGCUGACAAGCAAAUUAUUAGGAGAGAAAUAAUGCAGACAGUGAGACAGCUCUGACACUGUCCGAGACAGCUGUGACUGACAGAAAAGUGACAGAGGAGACUGCUGUAUCACAGGGGGUUGCACUGGCAGACACACACCCCCACUGUAACAAGACAGCAUGCUGGACAGAGGGAGUUAAGAGACAGGACGGAGGGGGCUGUCAGGCUGUGUAUUUGCUGAAUUCUCUUCCCAAAAAGUUAUGGGAGUCUAGGUGUUGCACCUCCUGCGCAGGUGUCUAGCGAGCUGCUUUUUGGAGUGUUGCAAGGGUAUCGAUGCAGUGUAUAUGUAGAUAAAGGCUGGCACCUUGGGCAAAGCUGUGAGAUGCCCCGUUUCUCCCUGUCCCUUCUCCUGCUCCUGAACUUAUUUGCCCUGAUGCCCUCCUCACGGCUGCCGAGUUGCUAUGAGGUGCGUGCGGCUUUCCAACUCCAGCAGGUCGGGAGAGCAAGACUUGUACCUGAGGUACCGCUGGAAGAGUCUGACCUUCAGAUCUGUGAUAACAAGGCAUCUACCUGCUGUACCCAUAAAAUGGAAGAAAGCUAUCAGGCCGCAGUGAAGAGAGAGCUGGCCCAUAACAUCCAAGCUCUGAACUUCGAACUCAAAUACAUGAUUGAUGCACACAUAUCUGCUUUCCAAGGAACCUUCACGUAUUUGAUUGAGAAGGCUGCAAAUCAGACUUUAUCUUUGUUUGACAGCAGUUAUCCGCCCCUGGUACAGGAUGUACGAGAACCAGUAAGGGAGUUGUUCACUGACAUUUCGCUUAAUAUUCUAGGUGAGGAUAUGCCAGUGGAGGGCGCUGGUUCCCGUUUUUUUGAUGCCCUAUUUCCUUUGGUUUAUAAUCACCUGCUAAGCCCAACAAGGGCUCCUUUAUCAGAAGACUACUUGGAGUGCCUCCGCCUGACGCGGCAGGAUAUUAACCCUUUCGGACCCAGCUUUCAGGGAAUGGUAACUGAGCUGUCCAAAUCGCUUUGGGCCAGCAGGAUGAUGAAGCAGUCAUUAAAUAUGGCAAUACAUACCAUAAAUAGCACUGAACACGCUGGGAUGACAAGGGAGUGCACUCGUGCCUUGGUUAGGAUGCAGUAUUGCCCUCAUUGCCAGGGCCUCACUCUGAUCCGGCCUUGUGUGGGCUAUUGUCUCAAUGUCAUGAGGGGUUGUCUGGCCAGUCUAGCAGACCUCGAUGCACCCUGGAGGGACUUCAUCUCUUUGCUGGAGAAUAUUGCUGGACAGAUGUCUGGGUCACAUGAUCUGGAAUUGGCACUUUUGGGGAUCAGGGACAUGGUCAGAGAAUCCAUUGAGUACGCUUUGAUACAAGGUCGCAACCUUACGUCCAUGGUAGAAAAGGUCUGCGGGCAGCUACAUGAGGAGAUUUCACACAAACAGCCACGAGAAGUCACAUUUCAAAACGAUGAAGAUGUUGAUGAAACAAAACACCCAUCUCCUGCUCAUGUGAGAAGCUCUCUGCCCUUGAAAUCUUCGAAGAAUGAGAGACCUCGCAGUUUGAAAAGUAUCUCUCGAGAAUUUAUCAUGUAUAUGAAACUGUCGAAAGCAUUUUAUGCAGUGUUGGCCGAACGUUUGUGUGAUGGGGACUUGUCAGUCAGAGAUGGGUCAACCUGUUGGAACGGAGAAGAUGUGGUAGAGAGCUAUACAAAAAAUGUUGUUGCCAACGACAUGAAAGCCCAAGUAAAUAACCCCGAAGUUAAGGUCAGGGGACGAAAUGUCGUUAUCAGCCAAGUCAUUGACCAGCUGCGUCACUUUAUAAAGAUAGGAAAUGAAAAGCGGAUCAGGCCAGAAAGAUGGCGGAUUGGAGAGGGCAGUGGAGGGGGUGAGAGACCGGAAGACUCAGACCCCAGUGGAGAGUGCGAUGAUGAAGAUGGAUGUCAAGGUUCUGGUGAGAAAGAAUUCACAGAUGCAAAGCAACCUAACGUUUCCAGCGAAGCAAAACCUUCCAGACUUCCUGGCCCAAGUCCAACCAAGAUAUCACGUAAACAGCAAAAUGUGGCAAGCUCUGGCAGUGGACAAGCAGUUCCAUCACCGAUACUGGUGGCAACCUUCUUAAUAGUGUUUCAGUACGUUCUACUGCUUUGUGGUGCUACAGUUAUUUUUUAGGAAUCUGCUAAUAAGCCUUUGCAAGACAUGUCCAUGUGAAACAAGAACAUUGCUUUUAUAGGGUGGACGUGAAAAGAGCAAAAGGGUCCGACCCUGGUUGUGUAUCCUUUUUAAAAAAAAAAAGUUAAUGGAAUAACAGAUUAGCUACUUGAUGUGUUAUUUUUAGGUGGUGACACGUUUAUAAAUAGCUCACACGACAAACACCAUUAAAAAGCAGGCUCUGUUAUGAAAGUUUCACAAUUCUGAUCUACGUUUCAAAAAACUAAACACAUAUUCUAUGGAGAAUAAACUUUGCAAAGUGAUUCCUAAUAACCCAUCACUCAAUGUUGAUCGGUCUGCACUGUUUCUGAAAUAUCAGGCACGAAUCUGUUACAUUUCACCAACUGUGCGUUUUGAGUAUGAGUUUCGAUGCACUUUAGAAGCUACUAGACAGUUUUGCUUCGGAUUCUGUCAAUACCUCUAGAACGCUCUUUUCAGAUAUGUAUCUCCAUCUCAAUGUUACCAGACACUUGUGUUCUUCUCACAAGGAUGCUUUAUAUUUUCUGUGUAUUUUGAUACAAUAUUUACUGCUAGAACUAUCUGUGUUUUUCCAAAAUGUUAUCUCUGUGAUAUUACCUUCAGUGUUAACUAGCCACUGGAACUUCAGCUAUUGUGGACAAUUCUCUGCCAGAAAGCCCACAAUAGCUGGAAGGCCAAAGAUCACUAGUCCAUGUGACUAAGAUCAAUUGUCUACAUUGCCAAGAUCCUGAGAAGAAACAAGAAGAUCUUAGUAACUCUACAGGGAAUGGUGGGCGGUUAAUCGGGAUCUGAAUGACAAAUCUCCUAUGACAAAGAGCAGAGAGCAGAUCUAUAUGGCACACUAUGGAAACAUCUGUUUAUUAAAAACAAUGUUUUGUACCAUAUUUGACCAGCUUACCACCCAUGCUACCUCCCACAAUCUUUCCAUUUCUGGGAAUACUUACCCAAAGCAUGUUUUAAGAGACUAUGCAACUUAGUGAACUGAAUCACAAGACAUGCCCCUCGAUCCUUCACUUGACUUGUAGAGGACAAUAUUUUACCACCGCUACGAGACUAUUCUGAGGAUUAUAUGGCCUUUCCAUUGAUAAAACUAGCAUCACCAUAUGUAAUCAUUUGAAUGAAUUACUACAAUUCAGCAGAUAUUUAUCGUUGUUAAAGACUGUGUAUUAUGGACAGUGACACUUGUCUUUUCAUUGAGUUUUAAUCGACAGGUCAACAAUUUAAUAAAAAAUGCUGGAGUCAUAAAUGUUUCUGUGCCAAGAAAGCCAGAAAAAAAAUAUAGAUUUUUUAUAAUGAUCAUUAGCCUAACUGAACGAUGUGUGUAUGUGUAUAUAUAUAUAUAUACACAUACAUACAUACAUACAAAGUCACACACACACAAUAUCAUUUAAUUCAACAAGUGCAACAAGUAAUGUAUGACCCCUUGGCCACUACAUCAGAACUUGGUAGACUUGAGCACAAAUGUGUUUGUUGACCGAAUCAUUCCUGUUAACCUACGUCCGAAUGAAUCAAUCCAUCUGAGAUCUACAUGUGGAACCUCAUAAGACUCCACAUCUAAAUCUUGGAUGGAUCAAUUAUUUCGGGAAAAAAAUUACAGGAAUUUGAUUUGUUCAUCGUUACUGAAACAGAUGUGCGCACAAGUCUAGUACUUGUACUUAAGAAACUGGUAAGAUCGCUAUACUGGAAAGUGGAAGAUUGAGAUUUUAGUAAAAUGUUUUUGUUUGUUUUUAAUACAAGUUUUAUUGAGGGGAUUGUACAAUUGCAGCAGUGUUUUAUAGGGUGGGAGCAUGUAUAAAGCUUUGUCCAGAAACACUUUGGAAUUUUAAUUAUAUAUUUAGCUUACAUACCCAGAUUCUGAUAAAUGUUGGCAUGUUAAAAAUAAGCAUAAUAACAAUCUAGCAGUAUUAAGAAACUCUGUAAUUUAUUAGCUGUAGAAAUACUAGGUUUAAAAUAAAGUUACAUUUUUUAUUUGUUUUAAUUAAAAUUUCACAUUUUCAAUUGUAUUCAAAAACCUUCUCCGCUUUUAUACCACCAGUAAUGAUCAUUUUCAACAGAAUGAUUGGUCCACUUGCCAUCCGGUGUUACAGGUUAAGUGUGGAAAGGAUUAACAACAAAAUGUUCAGAAUAGUUUUGAUUUUAUAAAAAUUAUAAAUCAUAGUUAUUGCACUGAAGCAAUUACAAGACUCUGUAAUUCCUUGCAGUCAGCAAUUCAUGGACAUCGGCAAUGUAUCCAAAGAUCUUUUAUCAAGAAUUGUUACAUGUUAAUUCUCAGUCCAAUACUAACUAGAAUCGCCCAAGCAUCGUCAUUAAUAAAUCUUGCUUAGCUAGUGUUUUUAAUGUGACUUGCUAAUUGCAAUUACAUAUUAUAGACACUGAUUAAUAAGAUAUGCAAAAUCAUUAAUUAAGGCAUGUUCUUCUAGACAACAGACAUCAAAUGUUAAAAUUUGCUGAGGUCCUUUUUGUGUGUUUCCAUAUAUUUCAUGAUACUGUCCAUUUUUAAAUAAACCGGAUAUAGACCUA